This is a messenger RNA of Dermatophagoides pteronyssinus (European house dust mite), 1265 nucleotides long. Its product is annotated as erlin-2-B-like. NCBI's taxonomy places the organism in Eukaryota, Metazoa, Arthropoda, Arachnida, Sarcoptiformes, Pyroglyphidae. The record is from RefSeq and is a predicted model, not a curated record. Gene Ontology annotation, biological process: SREBP signaling pathway. Gene Ontology annotation, molecular function: cholesterol binding; ubiquitin protein ligase binding. Gene Ontology annotation, cellular component: endoplasmic reticulum membrane; endoplasmic reticulum.
GAAAUAGAAAAGAAAAAAAUCCAAUUUUUUCGAAUGUCAUUUUUUUUCGAUAAAUUCGAUUUGAACGUCAGCUGGAUCGCGAUCGAUACGAAAAACGAGUGAAAAAAAACCGAUAAAAGAAAAGAUUCGUUGAUUGAAUGAUUGAUUUGGAUUUUUUUGUAAGUUGAAGAAAAAUAAAAUUUAAAAAAAAACGAUGGCAAACAUAGCAUCAAUAAUAGCAAUGAUAAUAUUGAUCAUAUCAAUGGCAUUAUAUCAUUCUGUACAUAAAAUAGAUGAAGGUCAUACAGGUGUUUAUUAUCGUGGUGGUGCCUUAUUAAAAGAAACAUCUAGUCCGGGUUUUCAUUUAAUGAUACCAUUUAUAACAACAUAUCGUUCAAUACAGGUUACAUUACAAACGGAUGAAGUAAAAAAUGUACCAUGCGGUACAUCAGGUGGUGUUAUGAUAUAUUUUGAUCGUAUUGAAGUUGUUAAUAUAUUACAUCCAUCAGCUGUAUCGGAUAUUGUUCGUAAUUAUACUGCCGAUUAUGAUAAAGCAUUAAUAUUUAAUAAAAUUCAUCAUGAAUUAAAUCAAUUCUGUUCAAGUCAUUCAUUACAAGAAGUUUAUAUUGAUCUUUUUGAUCAAAUUGAUGAAAAUUUACGUACGGCAAUACAAAAAGAUUUAAAUGAAUUUGCACCCGGUCUUACUGUACAAGCUGUACGUGUAACAAAACCAAAAAUACCCGAAGCAAUAAGAAAAAAUUAUGAAAUAAUGGAAGCCGAAAAAACUAAACUAAUGAUAUCGAUACAUCGACAAAAAGUUAUUGAAAAAGAUGCCGAAACUGAACGAAAAAAAGCUAUUAUUGAAGCGGAAAAAAAUAGUCAAGUUGCACAGAUUAUAAAUGAACAAAAAGUUAAUGAAAAAGAAUCGAUGAAAAAAAUGUCAAUAAUUGAAGAUGAAAUGCAAUUUAAUCGACAAAAAAUGCAUGCUGAAGCAGAAUUUUUUACAAAAGCAAAAUUAGCUGAAGCAAAUUCCAUAUUAUUAACACCAGAAUAUUUAGAAUUGAAACGUUAUGAAUCGAUUGCAAUGAAUACAAAAAUGUAUUUUGGUACAAAUAUACCGCAAAUGUUUGUAUCGGAAUCAUCUGUUUCAUCAUCAUCGUCAACGAUGGAAAAUCAUACAGCAAUGAAUAUGAUCAAUAUGAAUACAACAACCGGAUCAUCAUCAUCAUCGAAAAAAACUUCCAUUUGAAAUUUGUAUUUUUUGUAUUUUCAUUAUCGAAUAAAAU